This is a messenger RNA of Pelobates cultripes (western spadefoot toad), 6082 nucleotides long. NCBI's taxonomy places the organism in Eukaryota, Metazoa, Chordata, Amphibia, Anura, Pelobatidae. The record is from the annotation of a GenBank genome assembly.
GAACAAGUAGGGACAACCUACCUAUGAGCUUCUUCCAGAAAUAUUUGAAGAUUAUGUCCAAGCAUUGGAGUAUAGGGGAUGUCUCCCCGCAGGAAUCCAGGGUACAUGUGGCCUCCGCCAUUUUGCAUAUACCUAUGACAGUAUCGCUGGUGUCUGCAGCACCUCCACGGAUCCCUGAUGGGACCUUGGAGCCACCAGGGUGGGGACUGGGAUUACCCUUGUGAGUCCAAAGGGGGGGGGGGUUAGUGGGAGGUCAUUUCCACUGUUGGAACCCUGUCUGUGCCAGACCAGGAGAUCGGCCACCUUUCCCCUCCUAGGCCGCACAGGUAAUAGGCUUUAUGGACAGACACUGAAGACCUUCGGUUCAUUCCCGAAGGGAAGCAGCAACAGCCAGUUGCUAGAAUUGAUUUCUGUCCUGUCCACUGCAGGCAACAAAGAGGGUGCUGGACCCUCCAGGCAUCUAUUAGUGCAGUUUUUUUUUUUUUACUCGUGCAAGAGUUUAUCCUGGCUCCCCAGGUUAUGUGAGCAUGGGAUUCAUGGCUUUGCCUUUCUCUCCAGCCUAGGCAUGGUGCUUCGUUAAGAUCCCUCCCCCCUAUUAAAAAGUAGUCAUGAACCCUGGUUUGCAGUCAGUGGCGUACAAACAAUCCACGGGGCCCCGGUGCAAAACUGAUCCGUGGCCCCCCAUCCCCUCCCUCUCUCGCCCCCCCACUCUCCAACAGACACACACACACACAUACACACAAAUACAGACAGACAGAUGCAUACAGACACAUGCACCCAUACAUACAUACAGACCGACAAACACACACACACACACACACACAAACAGACAGGCACACAUACACACACACACACACAAGACACACAUACAAACAGACACACACACACACAUGCACACAUACAUACAUACAUACAGACACACACAUACAUACAUAAAAACACACAUACAUAAGACACACAUACACACAUACAGACAGACACACACAACACAUGCAUGCAUACAAAGAUAUACACACAUAUAUACAGACAGACACACACACAAGGCAUACAUACAAAGACACAUACAUAAGACACACAUACGUACAAAGACACACACAAGACACACAUAUGUACAAAGACACAUACAUAAGACACACAUACGUACAAAAACACACACACGACACACAUACAUACAAAGACACAUACAUACAGAGACACACAUACCUACAAAGACACAUACACACAUACAUACAGACAGAAACACACACAAGACAUACAUACAAAGACAAAUACACACAAACACACACACACAAAAUAUUUUAGUCACCCUCCUGUUUCCUACCCUUUAGGUGCAGGAGGGUGACUGGGGUCCAGUGGUGGCUCAGGUGGAUGGGAGUCAGAGUUCCCACUUUGACUUCCUGGUCUUCCUUCCGCGCGGUUCUCAGUGUUAGCUGGGAGGAGUGACGUGCGGAUAAGUUACAGCUCUCUGCCAGCCCCCCUACACAGUGCACACCACUGAACCACCAGGGAAUGAGAGCCCCCCUCCCUGGCCAGCUAACAAGCAGGGAGGGGGGAUGAAAAAAUGUAGUAAUAUUAAAAUAAAAAAAUAUUAAUAAUAAUUUUAAAAAAUUAUAAAAAUGUCCACCCCGCACCAAGGCUCUGCAUCACAUACACACACACACACACACACUGCAUUCAUACAAACACACUGCAUUCAUUAUAUACACACACUGUAAAUAAAUAUUCAAUUAAUAUAAUUUUGGGGGGAUUUAAUUUUAUUUAGAAAUUUACCAGUAGCUGCUGCAUUUUCCACCCUAGUCUUAUACUUGAGUCAAUAUGUUUUCCCAGUUUUUUGGGGUAAAAUUAGGGGUCUCGACUUAUAUUCGGGUCGACUUAUACUCGAGUAUAUACGGUAAUUGUUUUGCUUGCCUCCAUUAACUGCCUAUUUAAUCCUAACUCUGUAGUUGAUCUUACCUUAUCUGCUUGCACAUGUAUGAUACAAUUGUCUUUCAGCAUUGGUUCCUGCUCAUACCAAGUGACCAAAUCCUUAAAUUGUCUUGUUUACUAGCAGCUGACUUUGGCUCUGACUGCCUGACUUCAUUCUUUGAUCUCCCAAUGGUACUUGCGUUUGCUUUUGGACACUCAACUCUGUUUACGCUAACUCCAAGGUCCUGCUAUACACCUGCAUUUCAGUUUAUUCUGUUCAACACACGGUAAACAUCAAAAAUUCACUUAUAUCUGCAUCAUCUGUCUCUACUUCUCUCAGACACAUCCUAAUUCAAACUCCCUUAGCCACAUAAUGGACAUUAUACUCUGUUCUCUGUUAUGCCUCCACUCCAGUUUUCUCAAGUGCUAUUUAAAACUGUGCUAUUCUGCCUUCAGGCAAUUUCAUAUUCAGAUUGCUAAUAUUGAUUACAAUAUAUAUUUUAAACCUCUGGAUUGUUGAACAUUGUUUCUGCUAAAAUGUUACAUUAUUAAAACCAUUCUGUAUAGGAAAAGUGUAGUCUAAGGAGGACAUCUGUAUACACUGCUCAGCCACAAUAGUAUAACCACUAGGUUAAGUUAAUAAUUAUAUAAUAUAUUAUAUAUAUUCAGGGCCAGACUGGGAACUAAAAGCAGCCCAGGAAAAAAAUUCUAUACCAGCCCAAUAAUGCGUCACGCCAGCAUAGUGUGCUGAUAUAGAGGGUGAAAAAAUAACUUGAAAUUGAAAACUUACUCGAACGAAAGAACGCAUAUAGGGCUUCAAAAUAAACAAAAGAUAAUAAUAUUUGAUCCUGAUGAAAGUCCUCUAUGCAGGACUGAAACGUUGAUCUUUUUAACUUCAUACUAAUAAAUUUUGGACUGUUAAAUCCGAGAGGGCUGCAUCCUUUUUGGAAGAAUAUAUAUAUUUAUAUUAAUGAUAUUUAUGUGUGUAUUAUGCAUAUAUAAAUGUAUAUUACUAUAUGUGUAAAUAUUAUAGGCAUAAUUAUAUGUACACACAUCAAUAUACAUGCAUAUAUAUAUAUAUAUAUAUAUAUAUAUAUGUGUGUAUUACUGUCAGGAUCACAUCAAUUUACGUCUAUUACCUUUACCUCGUUUAGUGUAUCUUGUCUCCAAUUGUCUCCUUUUUUUCCUCUUACAGCGACCCUUGUGCAUCUUUUACUUCAUCCCAGUCCCUCUGUAUUUCUCUUUCCGCCAGCCCCUUUUGUGUUGUUCUUAGCCCCAGCCACUUUGUCUCUUUCUCCCCUUCCAAAUCUCAUCUGGGUCUCUUUCUAACUCCAGACUCUGUGUGCCUCUUUCUCUUCUCCCAGCUACUCUCUGUCUCUUUUUCCCCAGCCCAGUGUUGCCUCCCACAAAUCUUGUGUCACUUUGUUCCCCUUCCCUCCUGUAUGUCUCUUUGUCCCCCAACAAACCUUGUGUGUCUCUUUCUCCCCUCUCCUCCCUGUGUUUCUCUUCCCCCUCUCCUCCCUCUGUCUCUUUGUCCCCCCUUCCCUGGUGUCUCUCUAUUACCCCAUCUGUCCCUGUGUCUCUCUAUUACCCAUCACUUUGUCCCCCAACCCCUAUGUCUCUCUAUUACCACUCUGACUCUUUGUCCCCCCCCUUCCCUGCUGUCUCUAUAUUACCCCUCUCUUUGUGCCCCAUCACCUGUCUCUCUAUUACCCCAUCUGUCUGUGUGCCCCCUUGCCUUGUCUCUCUAUUACCCCUCAGUCUCUGUGUGUCCCCUCCCCCUGUGUUUCUAUUACCCUUCUUUUUGUCCCCCCUUCCUCUCUUUUUGUCCCCCUUCCCCUUUUCCUAUUUUUCUGUGUGCCUGUUGUUACAGGAGGACUGUGGGAGGGGGCGGAGCUAACUACCAUGCUCCCUCGCAGUUCCCAUAAUUCCCAGCAUGGACACAUCAUAGAGUAAUCACUACUCUAUGAUGUGUAGAUGCUGGGAAUUAUGGGAACCGCGAGGGAGCACAGUAGUUAGCUCCGCCCCCUCCCACAGUCCUCCUGUGCUGACAGCUGCAUGGCUGUCAGUAUCAGUGAGUGUAUCGCUGGAUUGCUUAGGCGGCCGCCCGGCACACUCACUGAUACUGACAGCAGCAUAGCUGUCAGCACAGGAGAUGGGGCCGCCGGCCGCAAGGUGAGUAAUCACCUCAGAGUGUGCCGCCGGACCGGCCACCCGGCGGCAGCUACAUGCGGCCAGCGGCCGCGAUAUUAUUAUUAAAAUAUUAGGGAGAAGGGCUCCCUCUCUCACUCCAGCCCCCUAGGUGCCGCGGCCAACCGGGAAUUUCCCGGUAUCCCGGUGGGCCAGUCCAGCCCUGUAUAUAUUAAAUAAUUAUAAUAGUAAUGACAUCUAUCAAGGGGUGGAAUAUAUUAGGCAGCAAGGGAACAGUAGGUUCUUGAAUUUCAUGUAUUCGAAGCAGGCAAAAUGGGCAACUAAAAAAAUCUGAGUGACUUUGACAAAGGCAAAAGAGUGAUGGCUUGAAAACUGGGUCAGAGGAUCUCCAAAACAGCAAGUCUUGUGGGGUGUUCCCAGUAUGCAGUGGUUAGUACCUACCAAAAGUGGUGCAAGGAAGGACAGUAUCAUGGGUACCCCAGGGGCAUAUAAUCAAUCGCACAAGAGGAAGACUACCAGCGGAGGCAGUGUUAUGCUCUGGGCAGAGUUUUGCUGGGAAUCUUGGGUUCUGGCAUUCAUGUGGAUGUUACUUUGACACGUACUACCUACCUAGAGAUUGUUGCAGAUCACAUAGCAGCUGACCUCUUCAUGCCAAUGGUGUUUCCCAAUGGCAGAAGCCUCUUUCAGUAAGAUAGCGUACCCUGCUACACUGAACCGUCUGUUUGAGGAACAGGACAAAGAGUUCGAUGUGUGGCCUUGGCUUCCAAAUUCCCCAGAUCUCAAACUGAUUGAGAGUCUGUGGGAUGUGCUGGAACAACAAAUCCGACCCAUGGAGGCCCCACCUUGCAACUUACCAGACUUGCUGCUAAUGUCUUGGUGACAGAUAUUACAGGUGCAGAGAUCUUGUGGAGUCUAUGACUCGACAAAUAAGAGCUGUUUUGGCAGCACCAUAGAAACCUGCACAAUAUUAGGCAAGUGGUGUUAAUGUUGUGGCUGAUCAGUGUGCAUUGUAUAUAGUUACUGCGCUCUGCCUGUCUUAUAUUUAUAUGAGUGAUAAUUCUGAUUUGCUCUAUUGACAUUCCUAAGUUUUAUUCUCCCCAAAGCUUGCUCCACUGUUUAUGAACUCAAAUGUCACACUCUAACUAGUAUAAAAUUAGGUCUUUCAAUAUACUACUGAAGUUGUUGUGUCUAUCCAUUACUAAUUAUAACAUUUCCACCACCUAAAAACAUAACAGUAUUUGUAAAAUAUAAAGGUUGCAUGUGUCCAUUUUGGAACAUCUAAAUGAUCACACUGAAUUGGUAACAUAAAUUCACUGGCGUUAUAGCCUUCUCUUUGCACCUUAACUUACUUUGGAUAAAUAUUAAGGAAGUGAACUUCCUCAUUAUCACAACAUUAAGAUCGAGUGCAGGAAAAUUCACACUUUGUUGCCAAACCAUUUUAAGAACCUUAACCACUAUAAUAAGUACCUUUAAGUUAAGAAAAUAAUCAUGAAAUAGCUUUUCACUUUUUUUCCAAAACUAUAGCAUGCACAAGGUAUGUUUCAAAUGUGAAUAUAUUUAAUCAUUCACUUCAUUUGCUGGUAUUCAGAAAACAAGCAAGAAAAAUAGAAGCAUAUGUAUUUUUACAUUAAAAAUCAAUUUACAUUUUGCGUAUAUUUUAAAUAGAUUAACUCUGAAGCAUUUAAAGAUCAACACCAAUAUCAUCCAUUCAAAGCUGAACAAUAAUAAUAACCCUGAAAUCAAAUUAAAAUAUGCAUUAAGGAGACAUGAUUGUUGACUUUGGAAGUUCACUAACUCUAUCGGCUACAAAAAUGUAAACAUAUACAGUAUUUUAUUGGGAAUAUGAACACUCAAUGCUUGGUCUUUCAAACCUGUUGAAAUAGAACAGGGCAGAGAAUUCCAUUAGUCUAACAACAUACCGCACACUAGAGAAUACAAGCUGCCUACAGUAUAUUUGUAUCUGACAUUUGUAUUCAACUUUUCAAUAUAAAAGAUGAAAAACAUAGAUUGAAUUGUCAUCUAGAAG